AUGACGUAUGCCAGUAUAAAGACAGUAAACUGCUUACACGGUCCAGUCGACAUGAAGUCAUUGGUCUUAUGCUUGUUGGCGGUAGCCUGUCACGGCUCGACUGUGAAGCAGCAGCGUCGGUUCCCUGAUGACUUCCUCUUUGGUGCUGCUACGUCCGCCUACCAGAUCGAGGGCGCCUGGAAUGAAGAUGGUAAGGGUGAAAACAUUUGGGAUAGGUUAGUGCAUACUAAUCCCACAGUCAUUCAAGAUUUGACCACUGGUGACGUCGCUGCUGACUCCUACCACAACUACAAGCGUGAUGUCGAGAUGAUGAGAGAGUUAGGCCUGAACGCCUACAGGUUCUCCAUCUCCUGGGCUCGUAUCCUUCCUACAGGAAUGGCCAAUGAGAUAAACCCUGCCGGCGUCGCCUACUACAACAACCUUAUCAAUGAGAUGGUGAAGUACAACAUCACUCCAAUGGUCACUCUCUACCACUGGGAUCUUCCCCAAAAACUGCAAGACUUGGGUGGAUUAAUAAACCCCUUGUUUACUGAAUGGUAUGAAGACUACGCAAGGGUGGUCUUCGAAAACUUCGGAGACAGAGUUAAAUUGUUCAUUACAUUUAACGAGCCUAGUCAAAUCUGUUUUGAAGGAUUUGAAUAUAUGAACAAAGCUCCUCUCCUAAAUACAUUUGGUGUUGGUGUUUACUUGUGUGCUAAGCAUUUGGUUUUAGCGCACGCAAGAGCGUAUCAUUUGUAUAACACUGAGUUUAAGCCAACCCAGGGAGGUCAGUGUGGGAUUACUAUCAGCGUGAACUGGUUUGAAGCAGAUACUGACUCUGCUGAAGAUUUGAUGGCUGCUGAGCUUAUGAGGCAAUCCCAGUGGGGGAUUUACGCCGAUCCCAUAUUCUCGGCUGAAGGUGGCCUUCCAAGGGAACUUUUGGAUAGAGUAGCUGAAAAAAGCGCACAACAAGGAUUUCCUCGCACCCGCCUGUCAGAUUUCAAUGAAGAAGAAAAAGCUUUUAUUAAAGGAGCAGCAGAUUUCUUUGGUGUCAAUCAUUAUACGACUGUAAAGGUUUCGGCGACAGAACAUAAGCAGGUCUACUCAGUGCCAUCUAUGCUGGAUGAUGUAAACGUUGGCUUCUACUGGCCUGAGGAAAAUCCUAAAUCGGCUUCUCCUUGGCUAAGUAUGGCCCCCAAUAGCAUCUACCACGCUUUAACCCAUUUGAAGGAGAAAUACAACAAUCCAAAGAUCUACAUCACAGAGAAUGGGUGGGCGACAUACCGUAACAGUAGUCUGAUUGAUAAUGACAGAAUCACAUACUACAGAGCUGCGUGGGAGAGCAUGCUAAAUACUCUGGAUGCGGGAGUCAACCUCAAGGGCUACAUGGUGUGGAGUCUGUUGGAUAACAUGGAAUGGCUGGAAGGUUAUAUACCGUGUCUCGGCUUAUACCAAGUGGACUACCAAGAUCCAGCUCGCACACGCGUCGCUAGGAAGUCAGCGCUUGUCUACAAGCAUCUCAUCAAGAAUCGCUAUAUCGAUUAUGAAUAUGAACCUGGAAAUUUAACCAUGACCAUUGAUGAUGGAUUUUAA
Messenger RNA from Spodoptera littoralis (African cotton leafworm), 1572 nucleotides. Lineage: Eukaryota; Metazoa; Arthropoda; Insecta; Lepidoptera; Noctuidae. The record is from the annotation of a GenBank genome assembly.